AAUCGAUCGAUCAAAAUUUCCUUCAGUCAAUGAACAAGGAAGAUUCGGAGAUGCCUUCUCGCAGUCCUAGUCCAACACCUGAUGUUCAGGCUGCUACGUCGGGAGGUGAUGCUGUAGCUAACCUCAACAACAGCGACAAGAAAAAGGAUCAGACAAAGAGCGACAAUGACGCCGACAUAAAGAGCACUCGAUCUCAAUCGCAUCCAAGGUCUCGCUCGCGUUCGCGUUCACGUUCGCAAUCAGGUCCUCGCUCUGGCUCCCCUUCACACCCGCGCUCUCGAUCGCGCACUCGGUCGCAGUCUCAGACACGCUCGCGUUCACGCUCCUUAACCCCUCGUUCUAGAUCACGUUCUCGAGCUCGCUCUUAUUCCAGAUCACCUUCACCCAAAGCAGCUGAUGAUAAUCCACGAUCUCGUAGUCGCUCUCGAGGGAGAUCCUUAGGCAGGACAGCUAGAUCACGUUCGCGCUCUCUUAGCCAUUCUCGCUCGUCCAACCAGUCGCCGCCUCGCAAACAGCUACGUCGUAAUUCGAGAUCGAGAUCAAGGUCACCUAGCGACAACCUCAAAUUAGCUUCAACAGUCAAGGUUGGAAAUUUAACCAAAAAUGUGACGGAAGCCCAUGUCAUGGAGAUAUUUGGUGAUUAUGGAAAAAUCAAAUCGAUCUACUUCCCGAUCAAUCCUCGCUUCCGUUUCAACAUGGGAUAUGCAGAGAUUGAAUAUGAGACUCGUGAGGAAGCUCAAUUAGCAUUGGAAGGAUGGAACGGCGGACAACUUGAUGGAGAAAUUAUUGAGGUUGUGUUUGCAACAAAGUCUACUAGACCACCACCACCAUCACAGCCAUCGUUACCACCAGUGAAUGAUAAGCGAAUGCGCUCAAGAGCCGCGCUUUCACCACCGCGCCGGGGCGGUCGCCAUCGCAGUCCUAUACCUAUAGCACCGAGCCGCCGUCGAAUGGAAGAUCACUAUUCGCCUCCACGUCGGGGCAAUUUUGACUCAAUUCCUCCAGGUCGACGUGAUUAUUAUUCUCCUCCACCAGCGCGCCGUGGCAGGAAUUAUUCACCACCACCUUCAUCAGGAGGGCGUCGCGGCUACAAUAUGAAUAGUUAUUCGCCGCCACCGCCUCGUCGCGUCAAAGGACCGAAUGCAGCACCUUUGGGGUCACGGAUGUCUGCAAGAGGACGCUCACCUCUCCCUAUUCGUGGUGGCGGUGGUCGGGGAAUGAGGGAGAGAUCAUAUAGUCGUUCCAUUUCGAGAUCACCUGUUGGACGAGGAAGGAAGAGAUCGCGUUCAUAUAGUUCAUAUGGAUCUAGAAGUCGCAGUAGGACACCACCUCGUGGUCGAGGUGGUAUUGGAAGACGCUACAGUCGCAGUCGCAGCCGUAGCCGUAGCCGUACCAGGAGCCGAUCACCGCUGCCAAGGAGAGGCAGGAAUAUAAGCCGAGGAAGAAGUAGAAGUAGAGGCCGCGGUCAGUACGCUGAUAAGGGUGGAGCAAGACGAUCAUGGUCACGUAGUCUUUCGCGAUCCAGAUCGAGAUCUAGAAGUUUAAACAGAGGCUUGUCAAGGAGCCGCUCUCUUAGUAGAAGCAGGAGCAGAAGUAGAAGUAGAAGUCCAUAUUCAGAUCGUGGAGGUCGUCGUGGUCGAUCUCUGAGCCGCUCAAUUUCACCGCCAAGACGCCGCAGAUAAUUAUGCGGAUAUUGAAUAAACCAACUAUUGACACCAAUAUGCCAAU
Messenger RNA from Lobosporangium transversale, 1728 nucleotides. RefSeq lists its product as hypothetical. Bases 30 to 1682 code for a protein of 550 amino acids. Gene Ontology annotation, biological process: mRNA splicing, via spliceosome. The transcript has 4 exons. The record is from RefSeq and is a predicted model, not a curated record. NCBI's taxonomy places the organism in Eukaryota, Fungi, Mortierellomycota, Mortierellomycetes, Mortierellales, Mortierellaceae. Gene Ontology annotation, molecular function: RNA binding. Gene Ontology annotation, cellular component: ASAP complex; nucleoplasm; cytoplasm.